Messenger RNA from Orussus abietinus, 618 nucleotides. RefSeq lists its product as uncharacterized. Gene Ontology annotation, molecular function: catalytic activity. The record is from RefSeq and is a predicted model, not a curated record. The transcript has 2 exons. Lineage: Eukaryota; Metazoa; Arthropoda; Insecta; Hymenoptera; Orussidae. Bases 1 to 618 code for a protein of 205 amino acids.
AUGGCGCGAAACAUACAAUGGAACUGUCGAGGAUUGGUCAAUAAAAUCAACGAACUACAUAAACUAACGAAAAAACCUGAUAUUAUCUGCCUUCAAGAAACAUGGCUCAAAGAAGAAAAGAAAAUCAAUAUAGAAAAUAUGGACAUAAUACGAAAAGACAGAACAACGCAAGAAAUGGGAGGAGGUGUUCUAAUUGGCAUCAGCAAGAAAAUUGAAAUAGAUGCUACAAUAACAGGCAGAAUAGAAAGGGUUGGAUGUCAAAUUCAAGACGACGAUAAGGAGGGGAUCAACAUAGUAUUCAUGUAUAACCCACCAAACAACGUAAUCACGGAAAAAGAAUGGCGAAAAAUCCUGACACAUCUAAUGAGCAACAGUCCAGAUGCAAUAGUUAUAAUAUGCGGCGACCUUAACGCUCAGUCAGAAAUGUGGGGAUCUACCAUGGAGAAUCAAAAUGGGAAGAACCUGGAAAAAGCAAUUUCAAUACUACCUAUCCAUAUACUCAACACAGAAGAGACUGGCGGAAAACUACUAAGAAAACCCAACACAGAUGAAACACCAAAGUCAGAAAGAAAACCAAUCAAGUGGCCAACCACCAAACCAUGGUGGUACCAGAAAUAG